This is a messenger RNA of Batrachochytrium dendrobatidis JAM81, 381 nucleotides long. RefSeq lists its product as uncharacterized. The transcript has 2 exons. The record is from RefSeq and is a predicted model, not a curated record. NCBI's taxonomy places the organism in Eukaryota, Fungi, Chytridiomycota, Chytridiomycetes, Rhizophydiales. The coding region runs from base 1 to 381 and encodes 126 amino acids.
AUGCUUAAACCCGAAGAUUUUAAAAGCCAUAUCAUUACAAAAUGCGAGCUAUUAGAGUGGGCCGAAAAGAACAACCGAGAAACAAAAGGGAAAAGGUAUGAGGAUAAAUGUACAAUGGUCGUGCUCUCUCCAAACUCAAUGCGAGUUGAUGCAUACUCCAAGUAUCCAUCAAAUAAAGUCUUUGAACUUCAAUCGAUUCUAACGAUCAACUCAUUCAGGACGUGUAAAGAGUUACCGGCAUUAGAAGAUCUGGCAGCCAUCCAACAAAAUGUACGAAAGACUGAAUUUGUACAAAGUUCAUUUGAUCGUGAGGAUGAAGAUUCAAAGUCGUAUGUUAGUGACGAUGAAUUUUUUGGUGGGCUUGUUCAGCAUCCUUUUUAA